AUGGUCAUUGAUCCAAAGAGACAUUUGAUGGCUCACCCUAUCUAUUAAUUAGGUGAUAUUUAAGAUAUAAAGCAAACUCAUCGUUAGACAGAUGGAAUAAGAGAUAAAAUGGCUCUAUAUUCUGUGAGAGGUAUCAGAAGAGUAUUUGAUAUGCUAACUGGUUAUAAUCAAGAUAGAAUGAGUGAGAGACUUUGGUUAAAUAGAGUGAUAUUUCUAGAAACUAUAGCUGGAGUGCCAGGAAUGUGUGGUGGAAUGACAAUACAUUUAAAAAGUUUGAGAUCAUUGAAACCAGAUAGAGGAAUGAUACACUACCUUCUAGAAGAAGCUGAAAAUGAGAGAACUCACUUAUUUCUCUUCAUGAACUUUAAAAAACCUAAUUCAUUGUUCAAGCUAUUGAUAGCAAUGACCUAAGGGGUGUUCUGGAAUUUUUACUUCUUGUGCUAUUUGAUGAGUCCUAAGUUCUGCCACAGAUUAGUAGGUUAUCUCGAAGAGGAAGCAGUUUAUACCUAUACAAUCUUGCUAAAACAAAUAGACUAGGGUUUCUUACCAGAAUUAGAGAAGUCUGACGCACCUAAAAUUGCAAAAGAAUAUUAUGAUUUGCCUGAGGAUGCCAAAUUUAGAGAUAUGGUAUUGGCUAUCAGAGCUGAUGAAAGUAUUCACAGAGAAUUCAACCAUUAUUUCGCUGAACUCAGGCCAGAAGAAGAGAUUGAAGAGCUUGACAUAACUGUGAUGGGUCAAGAGACUAAAAAUAUCACUCAAACUGACUGA
Messenger RNA from Stylonychia lemnae, 768 nucleotides. The record is from the annotation of a GenBank genome assembly. Lineage: Eukaryota; Ciliophora; Spirotrichea; Sporadotrichida; Oxytrichidae.